This is a messenger RNA of Papaver somniferum (opium poppy), 1433 nucleotides long. Its product is annotated as probable WRKY transcription factor 41. The record is from RefSeq and is a predicted model, not a curated record. NCBI's taxonomy places the organism in Eukaryota, Viridiplantae, Streptophyta, Magnoliopsida, Ranunculales, Papaveraceae. The coding region runs from base 107 to 502 and encodes 131 amino acids. The transcript has 2 exons. Gene Ontology annotation, molecular function: transcription cis-regulatory region binding; DNA-binding transcription factor activity. Gene Ontology annotation, biological process: regulation of DNA-templated transcription. Gene Ontology annotation, cellular component: nucleus.
CUUGAGCAUCCCCAAAAUUCAAAUCUAUCAAUCAUCCACACCCAAAUUUCGAUCUCCCUUAACAUCCAGUAUUAGGAAUUUAUAAUUUAUAGUAUUAAGCUUAAAAAUGGAUGAGAACAUGGAUCAAAAGCGUUUGAUUAUUAAAGAGAUAAUUCAAGCAAGAGAGCUAGUAAAGGAACUUCAAGCUCAGCUCAACCCCUCUUCUUUCUCUGGUCAGGACUUGAUAACGAGAAUCUUAUGUUCCGUUGAGACUUUUCUCUCGAUGCUAGAACGAGUAAAGAUGGAGAACCAAUCUUGGCCGGAAUCUCCCUUGGGUUAUAUAAGUGGAAGCCCCAAUUCUGAUCUCUUCCACGGCGGUUCACGAAAGAGGAAAGGGAUUGUGAGAUGGACGGAACAAGUGCGUGCUUCCGCACAAACGGGACUCGAAGGACCCCUAGACGAUGGAUACGACUGGAGGAAAUAUGGGCAGAAAGACAUUCUUGGAGCUAAGCACCCUAGGUGAGGAGCAAUGAAAUUCAAGAGUCACCAAUUAGUAUAAUUGCGAAAUUUGCUUUUGGAUGAUCUCUAACAAGUGGAUGUCGUUAUUGAUUAUGCAGAGGUUAUUAUAAAUGUAGUCAUCGAAAUGGUCAAGGUUGCUUAGCAAUGAAACAGGUUCAACGAUCCAAACUAGACUCAUCCAUCUUCAAUGUUACUUAUAUUGGAAAACACAGUUGCAUUGGAACAUCAGAACUACUUUCAGAGCAAUAUUCACCAAUUAAACAAGAGCAUGAUCAGCGUCAUCGCCCAAAUUAUCAUCAAGAGCAAAGGGAGGAUAUAUCAUUUGAAGAGACGUACAUAAAUUUCCAAACAUCAAGUGUUCAGGUUGCAAAAGACAAAGAUAAGCAAUUUGAGUGUUUUCCUUCUUUUUCUAUCUAUUCUACUACUUCUCUGCAACCCAAUGUUGGUAAUUCCUCAGAGACUAAAGAUAAUCAUUUCUUCCCUCCUUCAGUUAAACCUGAAAUUCAUUCUCCUAGACCUAGUCCUACUCCAAGUCCAAGUCCGACAUUUAUAAAUUCUCCCGCUGCUUCAGAAUCCAACUACAAAAUGAACAAUAUUGAAGUUUACAAUAUUGGUGAAGAUUUACUACAAACUACUGCUGAUUCUCAUGAUGCUAAAGAUCAAAUGAUUAUUUCACCAACUGUUAGUGCAACUUCGUCCGCGAAUAAUAGUUGCUCGAAUCUCAUGGACUCUAGCUGGGAAUGGGAUUUCCCAAUAGAUUAUAGUCCUCCACAAUUCUAAUAAAUUUAAGUUAAUCGGGAAUGUACUGCACACUAGUUUAUCAGCUGUAAACGCUAUCGAUUCAAAAAAAUCGGUGUGUCGAUCGUCUAUUGUAGUACUUGACGGCAUUUUUGAGACAUGGUGUCUUUUUGUAUAGAGUUUGAGCAACAGUUAUG